ACUGGUUUUUGUUUAAAUACCUCUCAAGUAUGGAUUAAGAUUGAAAUUAGUUACUAAUGCCAACUCAAGACGUUUGGCGCACUCAACAAAAGGCAGUCUUACUUCGUCACAAGCAUUGAUAAGCAUUUCACUACAAAAGCCUUGAAGUAUAGUUGGAUUCUUGCUAGGAAAAUCUGGGUCUUGUCUUUGCUAACCAGUGUCUCCGUGUCGUUCAUUAAAACCGUGUUAUGUAAUGCGCGAUCUUUCAAAUGCGGAAAUACAGAGUAUAGUCAAGCUCCAAGCUCAUAUUCGAGGUAUUUUGGCGCGCACAAGGUUCAAGAAAGCUUUACAAAUUUUUCGAAAUAUAGUAUCUGAAUGUGGUGAAUCUGAAGAUAAUUUAAGUCAGUUUCAAUACACGUUUAAUCACUUUGGAAAGAACAGAACAUGUUCAGUCAACAGUACCAAUACUUGUGAGAAAUUAAAACUUCCUGAGCUGUACGCUCUCAGAAACAAUCUUUUCCUCGAAGCUAUAUGGUUGGAUCAGGCUAUCACCAGUCGCCGUCAUUUUCUGAUGUACAAACAAGAUUUUAAUGCACACUUCGAUCAAUGAAUAUAUAGUGUAAUCUAAUACAACUUAUUUGCUCAUCAAAUUCAUACUGAUUUAUGCAUCUCAUAUUUCGAAUAACACGUUAUGGUUUCACAGAUUGUUUUCAGUCAGUUUAAUGUACUGCCACCCAAAGAUAAAUUUAAGAUUUGUAUGCAC
Molecule: messenger RNA, 742 nt
Organism: Schistosoma spindalis
Lineage: Eukaryota; Metazoa; Platyhelminthes; Trematoda; Strigeidida; Schistosomatidae
Source: the annotation of a GenBank genome assembly